CUUUGCUGCUAAGGGGAUCAUCUUCCUUCGCUUUCCUCGUCGAUCCAUGACGACAUGAGCCACUUUUAGAUUCACCUUGAGCAGGGUCAAGGUCUUGGGUGAACUGCUGGCACCAUCAUUGCAUGCUGAUCAACAUCCUGAUCCGUUCACGAGCUGAAGGGAAAUAGGAGGGAAGGAAGCGACACCAAUUACCAGGCGUCCAGAGAUAAAGUUCUUUGCGCCAAAGGUUAAGGAGUUCAAGAAAGAAGUGCUGAGCGUUGUAGCACCAACCUUACAAAUAUCCUGUGUUUCAUUUCUACGUUGCAAAAGCGUGUGUUUUGGGCCGCCCACGGUUGCGCAUGCUGAGAUUGUUAUAACAGGUGUGUUGAGUUAGAACGCCAGCUAGCCACACUAUAGCUAGCUGAUUGGGUUGGAAACAGUUCAAUUUCCCAAGACACAGGACUGCCGUUGCUGCAUGCAUGGCGAACGAGGCGUCACUGGAGCCAGUGUCAUAUGGCCUAGUGGAUGAGAUUGCGUCAAAUGUCGUUGCGCUCAACAAACAUCCUGAGACGGCCUCUGAACCCCUGAGGAGCAGUGACAGAUACAAGAUUGUGCAUUUUGUGAGACAUGGCGAGGGGUACCACAACAUCGGGUUUGAGUCGUUGGACGACACGCACCUGACCCCUGCCGGGUGGGAGCAAGGCGCGAAACUGCAGCAACACAUCAACAAGCUCAGCAGACCCCUCGACCUGCAGGCGGUAUUUGUGUCCCCCUUGACCCGUACACUCGAGACCGCGUGCGCCGUGUUUGGCGGCCCCGCCGCAACAGAUGGCGACCCUGUCUUGAUGCAAGAGUCGGUGCCCAUCGAUCAUGAGCGGACGCACCACCUGGCCAUCGCCAAGCGCCCCGGGGUGCCGUUCAUCGCACACGAGGGGUGCCGGGAACGGAUGAGUAUGAACCGGUGCGACCGGCGGCGGAACCUCUCCGACACCUCCAAGACCUUUCCGGGCGUCGACUUCUCGCGGGUGACCAGCGAUGAUGACGUGGCAUGGGAGGCCAGCAAGGUCAAAACGCUCGCGGCCAACGAGUUCGGCAGCAAGUAUCUGCUGGGAGAAAAGGAGGCGGACGUCGCGAAGAGGGGGCUCGAGUUCAUGAACUGGGUCAUGGAACGGCCUGAGCAGUAUGUGGCUGUCGUGUCCCACCGUGAGUGGCUCAAGUUCACGCUGCGCGCGCUCACCGAGGGCGCGCCCCCCGAGAUGGUGAAGGAGCUGACCCGCGGCUUCCGCAACGCCGAGAUGCGCUCCGUCGUCUUAAACGCCCGCGGCCGCCCGGUGGACGUCCUACGGGGGACGCACUUCCCGGGAGAGUAUCCUCGACACUACCUGUUCGCCGUCAACUGGACGAAGCGCGCCAUGAACGGGGUUGCCAGCAACGUUGUCAGAAGACUGGGCCGGUCGUGAUGAUCCGAUCGGUUGUUCAUCAGCUGACAGAUGUUGGGUCAUUUACGUUGCACGCGGAUUUUGCACGCACUGUGACAAUGUAGGUACUGCUCAGAGUCACCUUUUCGGUGCAACUUGCUUGCUUUCCGCUUCUUUCGAGAUUCUACUCAUGGUUAGCAUAGUUAGGUCAGUUUCAGCACGUACGCGUUUUGUGAUAAAUGUCUAGAGUGUAUAAGAUUAGAGUGCGAUAUACGGAUCAGAGCGUUGCAAAACCGGUCACACUGUACAGUAACAAGGGUUGUUCAGAUAGGAUAUUGAAUUCCUUCAAAGGUGCACAAACGUAAGCACAUCGGGCAACGCUUUGUGUCAUUAAAAACGAGCUAGAAUGUUGCAAUACGACCUUGGCAGCAUCCACUGAAUAACCUUAGCAAACGAUCACGGCCCUUUCAGAACUGGAUUGCGCAAAAUCACGUACAGUCAAUGAAGACGAGAACAGCGGUAAGGACGUGUUGAUGAAUCAUCGCCAGCAGAAG
Messenger RNA from Klebsormidium nitens, 1951 nucleotides. NCBI's taxonomy places the organism in Eukaryota, Viridiplantae, Streptophyta, Klebsormidiophyceae, Klebsormidiales, Klebsormidiaceae. The record is from the annotation of a GenBank genome assembly.